This is a messenger RNA of Vigna radiata var. radiata (mung bean), 1169 nucleotides long. RefSeq lists its product as uncharacterized. Lineage: Eukaryota; Viridiplantae; Streptophyta; Magnoliopsida; Fabales; Fabaceae. The transcript is spliced from 4 exons. The record is from RefSeq and is a predicted model, not a curated record. Bases 458 to 1030 code for a protein of 190 amino acids.
CCUCUGAUUCUAUGUUGUUUCAAAUCACAAUUUGUGAGAAAAUCUAUUAUCUCUUCGUCUUAAAUAGCUUGUGUUAAACCAUGAAUUAGAAACGAAACCAAACCAAAAACCCAAACACAUGGGAACAUGAAGCAAGUUCUUUCGGUCUAGGUGUGUGUCUGUCUAUAUGGACAUAAAUUUUCUUCCUGUGAAAUUGACUGUACGCUAAUUAAUACGGCACCCACUUUUUAUCUUUUUCCUUUUACUUUUCUUUUCCCCAUUUAUUAUGGCAGAAGCUUAAGGUAGCAUAGACAAACCAACGUGUGCUUUGGCUUGUGGAGUUGUGGGCUAAUAAAUUUGAAGUCAAUCAAAAGUUGGCUACAACUAUGCAAACAGAAACCAUCUCUUCCUUACAGAUAGAGAGAGAGAUAAUGAUGGUAUAAAUAAAGAGAAGAAAGAAAGAGAAAAAGAAGAGAGAAUGGAUGUGAGGAACAUUGCUGUGGUGGUGGAAGAUGUGGAUGCAGCUAGAACUGCACUACAAUGGGCACUUCACAACAUCAUUCGUUAUGGUGACAUAAUCACACUCCUCCAUGUCUACCCUUUAACAAGAUCCAAAACAAAAAACAAAGCUCGUCUUCUUCGCCUCAAGGGCUUCCAAUUAGCACUUUCCUUCCAACAAGACAUAUUCAACAACUUCUCCAAUACAAAGGUUGAGAUUGUUGUCACGGAAGAGAACCGGGAGGGAAUGAAAAUUGUGGCCACGGUGCGUGAGCUCGGAGCUUCCAUGCUAGUGGUUGGACUUCAUGAUCAUAGUUUUCUUUACAGCUUGUCAAUGGUCCAUAACAACAUAGCUAACUACUUUAACUGUAGAGUGCUUGCCAUCAAUCAGCCUCUUGCUUCCCCAGUCAGUUCAACCAACAUGGACUUUUCACAUAUUGACAUCUCUGCCUUACAAGUGCCUGAAAUCCCUCAAGCAAAGAUAAAAUACCGGAUUUGCCCUGAUCCGACUGCAAUUAUUUGUCGGUUAAAGUGGUCAAAGAGAAGAAGAUGAAUGGAAGGUCAACACUUUAAUUGGAUAACAAAAUUUUCUUUUAAUUAAAUUGCUUUCUGAAAAAUUCAGACCAUCAUCUUUAAAAAGAAAUCUUAUAUAUUGCAUUAAAAAGAAGGAUGCAAUUAGCUGCUGUUUGUAA